Molecule: messenger RNA, 1180 nt
Organism: Lonchura striata (white-rumped munia)
Lineage: Eukaryota; Metazoa; Chordata; Aves; Passeriformes; Estrildidae
Gene: MIOX
Product: myo-inositol oxygenase
Biological process (GO): inositol catabolic process
Cellular component (GO): cytoplasm
Molecular function (GO): inositol oxygenase activity; iron ion binding
Source: RefSeq, a predicted model, not a curated record
CUCGGGGCCGGCCCGGGGGUCCCCCAGCCCCCUCCGGGCGGGCGCGGGGUCAAACAUUAACCCGGGCGGGUUAACUGGUCACCGAUUGUCCCCGCGGGGCCGGGCGGGCCCCCCGCGCCACCCCCCGCCAUAAAAGUGGGGCCGCGGCGGCCGCCCCGCAGCCUGCGAGCCCCCAGACCCACCAUGAGCAGCCCGAGGGCGGACCCCGACUCCUCCGAGGAGCCCAAACCCGGCAAGGCCAAGACCGAGUUCCGCAACUACACCGAGGGGAAGCUGAUCGAGCGCGUGUACAACACCUACCUGCUCAUGCACACCCACCAGACCGUGGAGUUCGUCCGCAGGAAGAGCGCCCAGUACGGCUCCUGCUCGCUGCGGAGGAUGAGCGUGAUGGAGGCGCUGCAGCUGCUGGACCAGCUCGUGGACGAGUCGGACCCCGACGUGGAUUUCCCCAACUCCUUCCACGCCUUCCAGACGGCCGAGGGCAUCCGCCGGGCGCACCCCGACAAAGGUAGGGCCGGAGCCCGGCCGGGUCCCCGCCGGGUCCCGGCGCCGCGGGUGACGCGGCCCCGCUCGCCCCCAGACUGGUUCCACCUCGUGGGGCUCCUGCACGACCUGGGCAAGGUGCUGGCGCUGUUCGGGGAGCCGCAGUGGGCUGUGGUCGGGGACACCUUCCCGGUGGGCUGCAGGGUGCAGAAGUCGGUGGUCUACGGGGACUCCACCUUCCACGACAACCCCGACACCAAAGACCCCCGGUACAGCACCGAGUACGGGAUGUACCAGCCCGGCUGCGGCCUGGACAACGUCCUCAUGUCCUGGGGCCACGAUGAGUACAUGUACCAAGUGAUGAAGUUCAACAACUUCGCCCUGCCCAAGGAGGCCUUCUACAUGGUUCGCUUCCACUCCUUCUACCCCUGGCACGCCCACGGCGACUACGGGCACCUGUGCUCGGAGGAGGACCGGCGCAUGCUGCCCUGGGUCCGCGAGCUCAACAAGUUCGACCUGUACACCAAGCAGGAGGAGCUGCCCGACGUGCAGCAGCUCCGCGCUUACUACCAGGGCCUCAUCGACAAAUACUGCCCGGGGCAGCUCUGCUGGUGACCCCACACCCUGCCGGGACCCCAAACCCUGCAGGACCCCCGAAUCCUGCCCCAAAACCCUACCCCCCAAACCCUGCAGGUCC